AUGACACUUGGCGGCAUUGGAGUAGCUUUGGUGGACUCAAAGGAUGUGCCAGACAUGGUUUUACAGAUAUAUCUGCAGCGGUUUGCAAAUCCCCCGUCACCCCUUGAUAAUGUCAUGGUUCGAUGCCUGGCGAAUAUGUGGAUUGCAGGAGCGAGGUCUAUCCAUGAUGGCGUGAUGAAAUUGUUCACGCAGAUCUCGAUCGAAUCUAGCAAUCGCGUUUAUUCUCAAGAGCCUGUAGGGGCGGGAGAGCACAGAUAUGCCCAUGUCUCGCUAGCAGUCGACACAGCCCUAGGAAGAAUGGCUGAUGGAGUGGCUGAAGGAGAAGAUCAGCAUGCCUUGCUUGUGCGACUCCUGGAAUUGUUUGUUCAACUGGGUAUAGAAGGAAGAAGGGUCGGAGAGAAAGUGUCAAAGAGUACUGUUAAGAUGUCGACCAGCGCUGGAAAUCUCGGCGUUUUAAUGCCAAAAAUUGCAACUCUUUUGAAAAGAAUGGAACCAAUUUCAAAUCCUUCAACAAGAUUGAGGAACUUGUUCAGAGAUUUCUGGUUUUAUUGCACCGUGCUGGGAUUCGACGUUGAAUACUCAGGUUGGUAA
This is a messenger RNA of Strongylus vulgaris, 591 nucleotides long. NCBI's taxonomy places the organism in Eukaryota, Metazoa, Nematoda, Chromadorea, Rhabditida, Strongylidae. The record is from the annotation of a GenBank genome assembly.